Molecule: messenger RNA, 4587 nt
Organism: Plutella xylostella (diamondback moth)
Lineage: Eukaryota; Metazoa; Arthropoda; Insecta; Lepidoptera; Plutellidae
Source: RefSeq, a predicted model, not a curated record
AAAUUGUCUUUGGUCACCUAUUGAUGCGGCCGCGGUGUUGUAAAGUGAACGUGAAGUGUUUUUUUUUGUAAUUUACAUGUCGUAGUGAGUUGAACAAAGGAAAAACCUAUUUAAAAUAUUCAUACCAUCAUAUUAAGUACAGCGGCGGCUGAUUGCAGGGUGCAGCGAUGGAGCUGCAAGCGUUGCUGGUGCUGGGCGGCGUGGUCGUGGCGGGCGCGGCCGUGCUGCUGCUGGUGGGGCUGUUCUCCGCCAGCGGCACGAGCUACGAGGAGGCGGUGGCGCAGCAGCGCCGCGCCGCCAGCGAGCUGCUCGCGCUGGCAGAGAGCAAGAACAAGCCCAAGAAGAAUGUGAAGAAGGCUAACAAGAAGUUGGCUAAGAAAGAGAAGAAGGAGUCGACAGCCGGCAGCGACCACGAGAGCGAGGCGCCGGCGGAGAGCGGCGCGGACGAGGAGGCCCCGGCGCGGCCCCACGUCGAGUUCACCGCACCUGUCGUCGUCGACGUGCCAAGAGACAAUGUGCCCAAUGUCAAGAUACGCAAGCGCGGCAAGGAUCCUAAGGUAAAGCCGAUACUGUUAAACAAAGAGGAUCCGAGCUGCGUGAGCGAUCCCAGCGCGCCGCCCACGCCCGCCGCCUCCAACCACUUUGAGGAGAUCCAUCCCAAGGACGAUUUCGAACUGUUGCAAUCCUCGCUCGUCGGCGACAAAGCCGCCGAGAAAAAGGAAGAAGUAGUGAUUGAGAAAAAAGAAGCUAAGAAAGAGAAGGCGGUGAAGGCGAAGACCGGCGCGAGGGUCGUGGAGGCGCUGCCCAAGGCCGAGCCCGAGCGCGAGCGACGCAACAGCGGGGACCAGCCCAAGGAACAACGGAAGGCCAAGAAGCCAGAAAAGAAGUCACCGAUCGAAGAAGCCAUAGAAGUGGCUCGCGAGGAGAUCGUGCCGCCCUUGACGGUGGCGCCGCCCAGCGAGCUCACCACGGACAAGCUGCUGAAGCAGGCCCUGCCCCCCGCGCCCGCCGCCACCCCGCCGCCCAAGGCCAAGAAGAACAAGAACAAGGAGCCCAAUGUUAUGACGCUGUUGAGUGGAGACGCGGCCGUGAACGUGGAGUCGCUGGUGCGGCUCAUCAGCGAGGCGGCGCUGUCCCGCAGCGAGACGCAGCUGCUGACCGACACGCUGCUCAACAAGCAGCACGACGCGCUGCAGCACGCCGACUGGACCGAGGGCCCCAACGACCCGAUGCAGAAGCUGAAGAAGCAGCUGGCGGACAAGGAGAAGGCGCUGGCGGACGAGCAGGACGCCUCGCAGGCGCUGCACGCCAAGCUCAAGGAGCUCAGAACAUCCCUAAACGCGGAGCGUUCCCGCGCGACGGCGGCGGCGCGCGCGGCGGAGGAGGCGGCGGCCGAGCUGGCGGCCUCGCAGGCGCGGCUGCAGCGGCUGGCCGACGAGAAGCACCAGGACAAGAUGCUGUUACAAGCCAAGUUGAACGCUGAAGCGGAGGCGCAGGCGCAGCGAGUCCAAAUGGAGAUGCACAUCCAGCGAUUGUCCGAGUCCGAAACAGCCCUCGUAGCACAACUGAACGCGCUACAAGCGGAGCUGAACGCGCGAGCCCUAGAAGCAGGCCAGGCGCGCUGCGAGGCGGCGGCCGCGCGCGACGCCAUGCUGGGCGCGCAGCAGCUGGCCGCCGACACCGCGCAGCAGCUGCAGGAGGCCAACCGCGUGUGUGCGGAGCUGGACGUGGCGCGACAGAGCGCGCUGCACGGCGAGGCGGCGGCGCAGCAGGAGCUGCGGGCGCUGCAGGAGACGCUCCACGGGGUUUCUGAGUUGCAAGCUGAAGUACAACGGCUGACGACCCGCGCCCAGACUGCCGAGAGCAACGCCGAGAAACUCAAGACUGAAGCCGAAAAACUCAAGGAGGAAAACGACAAACAGAAGCAACAACUCUCCCUGGAGGUGGCAGCCCUACGCGAGGCGGCCGCGGCGCGAGAGGCAGAGAUCGCCGAGCUGAAACAAAUGAAGGCUGCGCCUGCGCAGAACGGACUGCCGCCGUCUAACCUGACUGAUCAGCACAAGGCGGCCGAGCUAGCCAAAGUGGAGGGCGUGAUCGAGUCCCUCCGCGCCGAGCUCACGGCGGCGCAGCGAGGUUGUAGCGAGCAGCGCGAGCAGGCGGCGGCGCUGCGGGCGCAGCUGCAGGCCUACCAGGAUAAGAACAAUGAGUUGAGAACUAAAAACUGGAAAGUAAUGGAGGCGUUACAAUCGGCCGAAAAAGCUCUUCAGUCGAAACCCGCUAGCGCGAUGCCGGCCCAAGACUCGCUGCGUGAUGCUCUAACAAAAGCGCAAGAAGCUCAAUACUCGGAAGUGGCGGCCAUCUUGAAGUCAGCUUGCCCGACGGUGGCGCCCUCCACGGCGCCGGGGCGCGCGUGGCUCGAUGCCUUCGCCGCCUCGCUCAAGAAGGAGCUAGAAGCCAAGAAGGUGACGUCAUCGCCCGUCUCCACGCAGAAGGACGACGCGAAGUUGGAGGAGAUGCGCGCGCAGAAUCAACACCUGCAGGGAUUAGUCGACAAGUACAAGACGAUCAUCGAUGACACGGAGGGCGUGCUGAGCCGGCUGCAGCACAACGUGACGGCGGAGGAGCGGCGCUGGGCGCAGCAGCUGGCGGAGCAGCAGCGCGAGCUGGACCACGUGCGCAGCCGCACCGUCGCGCAGGACCCCCUGGAGUUCGCAUACGCGUGCAUAGAGAAGACGCUACCGACCAUUGUGGCCGAGUUGCAGAACAAAAUCGACUCUCUGGAGGCAGAGCUGCGGAAGGCGCAGGCCGCUAACCACAACAACAGCUUCGCAGACGCAGAGAGGCUUACACAGGAGAGACUACUAGGAGGUUUAUCAGACAAACAUAAACUGAAUUCAAGCAAUGGACCUUUACAGGUGGACUUAGAAGAAAAAUAACAGUUAAAUAAGGUAGGAGGGUUUAUAGAAGUGGCGAAACGUCAUUCCAGUGUGCGGCCGCUAGCCACCCGGAGGUAGCGCGCGGCAGAGAGCAGUGCAAACUACAUUAUAUACGGGAUAGUUCACGGGCUGCCAUUGCCUGCGACCGACUUGUGUAACACAAUUCUAAAUAAACUGUACCGUUGGCAAGUUCAUACAAAUUUUGUCUUUGACAGCUUCAUAGUUGAAUCUGGACUAUUGGUGGAAUGCAAUAUGUAGUAAGUAGCAAAGAAUUGAAUUGUUGUCGAAGUAACGGUAGUGCAACCAAUAUCUAUGAACAUCCUGUGUCACGUAAGUCCGCACGUGUCAAUGCCAACGUUAAUAUUUAGCAUAUAUUUAGGUAAUACAUAUUUAUUGCACUUACACAAAUUAUUGUGUUUGUAAUACAUGAUACAGUGCAUUCUUUCGUGAGACAGGACCUUAUAGUGUUCAGUUUACUUAAACCUAAUUAUUUACAGUACCUACGUAAAUGAAUGGCAGCCUGAUGUCUAAGUGACUAUGAAUGUUAACAUCCUCGAAUUAAUUGUUAAUUAAUUACAAAGUAUACUUUAAUUGUUUACAAUAGACUUAAUUCUUAUUUCACUAUUUUAGGAAUGUGUAAGUACGCAUACGCAUUAUUUUUUUUUAUUAUCACACAAAUCCAUUUUAAGUAUGUAUACCAUCAUCGAUCUAUGAAUUAUUUUAUGAUUUUAUUGUAUAAAACAAAACUAACUAUUUCGGUAUUUUCACUAUAAAAAUAUCAUGAAAAAUGAGUUUAUUUUAAUGUUUUAUCAUAAUCAUAACUGUAUAAGCGGUACAUAGUUAAUGAAUUAAUUGACUUUGCAAGUAAAAAUGCUUAUUUUUAGAUAAUUUGUGUCCCAGCUCACUUUCGUAAGUCUUGAAUAAAUUAAUAAUAACGUUUUCGUGAAGAUAUUUUGUGACUGACAGAUUUAAAUUUGCCAUUAUUAAUAUUUUAUAUUUAGGUUCUUUAAUUUUGAAUCCGUUAAUUACGCUUGAUAUGUUGAUUGUUCCAGCGGGAUAUAUUUAUGUGUACUUAUAAUUGUAUGAGCUCCAGUGUAUUGUGAGUAGCCAGCAAUUAUAAAAUGCAAUGUGAUUUUGCAAUAGUAAACUUUUAGGUACUUAGUUGAUUGAUUUUGAUAUUUUUUUAUAAAUUUCUAUUGUUAUCAUUUAAAUUGAAGUUUAUUUAUGGACUUGGGAUUCAGAUAUUUUCAUAUGUAGCCCAACAAUUCAGACUGCAAAGAAAAGCUCCGUUUUCAGAUUCAAUCAGUUUUUUUAAUAGCAUUGGACUGCCAUGAUUACAUAUUUAUUGAAAACAUAAUGAUUAUUUUUAGAAUUAGAUAUAAUUUAAAGCAAUCGCAUGAAUAACUAACAAUUUACACAUCAGUUGUAAAUGAGCGCGAUGUUGUACGAAUGUUGCUACUUGACAAUUUUUAUUGUAUUUCCGUCUGACUCGAUUUUAAUUCAAAUUACUUAUGAAAUUCUGGAGACUAUUAUAUCCGUAUGUAAGCUUCAAUAUCGAAUUAUUUGUAAAUUAGGUAAGUAAUAUUGUAUGAUAAUUAAUGAUUAUAAUAUAUUGGAUAAAGACAUCAAAUAAAAUAUUUCAUAAUUAAAA